AUGUGUGGCAGCUACUAUGGAGGCUGUGGCUAUGGACGCUGUGGCUAUGGAGGCUGUGGCUACGGAGGCCUGGGCUGUGGCUAUGGCUCCACCUAUGGCUGUGGCUUCCGCAGACUGGGCUGUGGCUAUGGCUGUGGCUCUGGCUGUGGCUACGGCUAUGGGUCCCGCUCCCUCUGUGGCUGUGGCUAUGGCUGUGGCUCUGGCUGUGGCUAUGGCUAUGGCUCCCGCUCCUUCUGUGGCUACGGAUGUGGCUCUGGCUGCAGCUCUGGUUUUGGCUGCUACUAA
Molecule: messenger RNA, 285 nt
Organism: Mustela lutreola (European mink)
Lineage: Eukaryota; Metazoa; Chordata; Mammalia; Carnivora; Mustelidae
Product: keratin-associated protein 21-1-like
Exons: 1
Coding region: 1-285 (94 amino acids)
Biological process (GO): keratinization
Source: RefSeq, a predicted model, not a curated record